Molecule: messenger RNA, 1611 nt
Organism: Macrosteles quadrilineatus (aster leafhopper)
Lineage: Eukaryota; Metazoa; Arthropoda; Insecta; Hemiptera; Cicadellidae
Product: peptidoglycan-recognition protein LF-like
Exons: 4
Coding region: 535-1197 (220 amino acids)
Biological process (GO): peptidoglycan catabolic process
Molecular function (GO): zinc ion binding; N-acetylmuramoyl-L-alanine amidase activity
Source: RefSeq, a predicted model, not a curated record
CUACGAUGCACAUGAGCUAAGAAAAAAGGUUAAAGAAACAUGCUUGCCUAUUAAUAUAUAGAUAAAUGUGUGUGAAUAAAAUAACUUGAUUGUAUCAGAACAACGCAGAAAGAGAUGGAAAUUUGAAGUUCUAUCUUUUUAUGCAACAAUCUAGUACACACAAAGUCAGUGAUACCAAUGAUAAUGUAACUUUAUGUUGUGACUAACAAACACUUCUUAACAAAUUUAUGCUUUGUUAUACUCUAAACUAAAUAUUUUGAACAUUAAUUUCACAGGUAAAAGAGACAAUUCUAGGUUUUACUGCAUUUGUUACUAAUUUCCAUCCCCAAGAUUCCUUCUUGCACAGUAAGGUUGAGGGUUCUCCUCUUAAAAUAAACUUUUCUUAAUAUUAUCAGUAAACAUAUAGGCUAAUAAAAUCAGAGAUAAUGUGUUGUUUUAUCAAUAAGCUGAUAAAUAAGUCUAUGUGGUUCAAAGUUGUAAUGAUCAAACAAAACCAAAUAUUUAUACAGAUCAAUAUUCAAAUAAGUACAGACCAUGGCUAGUGAGAAAGAUGAGAAGGCUAAGAAAAAGUCAAAGAAAAAGCCUAAAUUGGACUUUGAAGCUUUGUCAAAAUUAUCAGUAUAUGAUUUUGGAGUUCCUCCUCACUUUCCAAAACUCGAGCUUCCUCCUAGCAAACUAAUGGAGCGGCCGUUAGUGACUAGGGAAGAGUGGGGAGCGGAACCUCCAACAGCUGUUGUGCCUCUGAAACUACCAGCUAACUGGAUACUGUUUACGUAUACGGAUACUGAAGAGUGUGACACCAAGGAACAUUGUCUUCAGAUUGUGAAGAGACUCCAAACACAACAUAUGCGUGAAAGAGGACUACCUGAUAUUCAGUACAAUUUUCUAGCAGGAAGUGAUUUCAACGUUUAUGAAGGUAGAGGCUGGACUGCUAGGCCAGAUAAGAAUGAAAAAUAUCCCAAAUUGAUUAAGAAAAAUGCUGUCGAGAUUGCUUACAUAGGAAACUUCAAAGACAAAACUCCUUCAAUGGAAAUGCAAAGACAUGCUUGGAAUCUCGUAGAGGAUUCUUUAGAUCAAGACAAGCUUGAUGUCGACACUCGCAUCAUCGACGACUUUCAUGACUCAGCCGAUAUAGAUGUUGAUCAAAUCCUGAAGAUGAAUGAUGAUGAAGCCGAAGCCUGCCCUGACUUAAAGUAAAGAUCAAAGGAUUUCCAAAUGAAAAUACAUUAAGAAGAAGGAAUGAAUACACAACUAACAUAUCCCAGAAAAGAGAUCCCGGCUGUUGAAGAAUCAGUCAACCUUGAAGAAUCCUUCUAGUAGGGACAAAAUAUCAAGUUCACUAUGUUGUGAACUUGUUGUGUUAUUUCAACCGCCAGGAACUCUUUAUUUUCGAUAAGUUAGCUGUGUAUCCAUUCCUUCUACCAUAUAAUGUAUUCCUAAGCCAAUUUAUAUUUCCUCCAAAAACCAGCCGAAUUAAGCUACGGUAUCAUGUGAUUGUUAUUCAAUAGGAUAGGUAAUCAACCAACUAGUUCUUUUUGUAAUGGUUCUCUCAUAAGCAAAAAUAAAAUAAUUGGUGUUUUUACUGAUAUUAUGGAUCAAGGUUAGUGUAAA